AAACAACACUAGAGAGGGAUGAACACUGCAAGGAAAUGAAACUUAUGCGAGUAAAAAUAAAGGAAAAAGAGGAUACCCCACACUUUAAGCUUUAAGAGAAGAGUACACACCUUUGAAAAGGUUUAACAGCUGACACAAUCAAAAUGGCUACAGCCACAGAUAGCUCCAACCAACUUCAGUGCUCCAUCUGUAAAAACCUGAAACCAGAUUCAGUCACCAAGAGCUGUGGACACACCUUUUGCAAGAGCUGUCUGUGUCAUCAGGUAGACACCAGUGAUCCACAGUGUCCCCACUGCCUUGAGGCUCUGCAGCGGGCACAGAUGGCCGACCUGAGUCUCUACACCGGUAAAAGUGAUGAGAUCCCUUGCAACAUCUGUGAAGAAAACCGUCCGUUCAUAGCUGUGAAGUCCUGCUUGACCUGUUUACUCUCAUACUGUGAGCGUCAUCUGAAGCCGCAUCAGUCUAUGGAGAGGCUGAGGGGUCAUAAACUGGUACAUCCAGUGGAGAAAUUGGAUGAGAGAGCAUGCAGUGUCCACGGCAGACCUCUGGAGCUCUACUCUACACAAGACAAAUGCUGCAUCUGUGCUUUAUGUGUGACACCUGGUGUAGACGUCAUACCUGUGGAGACAGAGAGACAGAGGAGAGAGGUUGACCGGCAAAAGACUAUUAGUAAGUUGGAAAGCAUGAUUAGUCAGAGAGAAAAGAAACUUGAGGAUCUUCAAAACACAGUGUCAAAAGAUCAGGCCGAGAUAAACAGAGAGCAGACAGAGAUAAGGGAGGUGUUUGCUGCAGUGAUGGAUGUUGUAAAGAGAGCUGAGGAGGAGCUGCAUGCUCCUCUAGAGAAUGGAAGAAGGAAUCUGGAGGAGGAGAUGAAAGUGAAGAAGCAGCAGGUAGACAAGGACAUCCAAACGUAUAAAGAAAUCAUCGACCGUUUGAAUGAAACUAAGAAUGAAGAAGACGACAUCAAAUUUCUCCAGUCGAAUCAAUCUGUGCCUGCUGAACUCAGAGAUGAUUGGAGAGUUUCUAUUGACACUAAACUAAACUUUGGCUCAAUGAGAAAUAUAACCACAUCUGUUUUGGCUUCUAUUAAAACUCAGCUGGAGAAUCUUUGCUCUUCUGAAAUGAGAAGAAUUCAGAGAUUUUUAGUGGAUGUGAUUCUGGAUAAAAAAACCGCACAUCCAGCUCUUGAAGUGUCUCAAGAUGGCAAAGCAGUAAGAGGCAAAGCCAACGCUCAUGACAGUCAGGGCGUCCCAAAGCAGUCCGAUCUGGUGGUUGGAGUCCUGGGAAAUCUUCAGAUCAAGUCUGGAAAAGCAUUCUGGUUAGUGGAGGUGGGACAGAUAACGGGCUGGGAACUGGGUGUAGUGAGAGAAAAUGCAAACAGGAAAGGAAAAGUCUUCUGCAAACCCAGUGAGGGUUAUUGGGUCAUUGUGUUCAGUGAGCCAAACACAUAUGGAGCUUUUGAAGAUAAACCCGUUCAGCUGCAUCUCACCAACAAACCCCAGAAGGUGGGAGUGUUUGUCGACUAUGAGAACGCUCUCAUCUCCUUCUACAAUAUGGACGAUCAGUCACACAUUUACACAUUCACUCAGUGUAGAUUCAAUGGAACGAUCCAUCCAUAUUUUAACCCUCAUCCCAACAAAAAUGUCAAAAAUGCAGAUCCAAUGAUCAUUUGUUCUUGUAAUCCAACAAUGUGAGAGGUGUAACAUAUACAGUAAAUACCUAUAUAUACCCAGAUA
This is a messenger RNA of Misgurnus anguillicaudatus (oriental weatherfish), 1736 nucleotides long. The record is from RefSeq and is a predicted model, not a curated record. Lineage: Eukaryota; Metazoa; Chordata; Actinopteri; Cypriniformes; Cobitidae.